AUGCCGGGCAAAACACCCUCGCGCAGCGGGAAGGAUCCCCUCGAGAACGGCGUCCCUAACAGCAGCAAGGAUGCUGAAUCGAAGGACGCCAAGAGCAAGAGCAAGAAGGCGGCGAAGGACGGCGACGAGGAGAUGACUGUCGUCGUUCCUCCCUCCAAGAAGGCAGCCGCCAUCACAGCGGAUGCCGACGGCGACGUUGCGAUGGGCGAUGAGAACAAUGCAGAUGACGCAGAGGUCAAGGUCGACCCUGUGGUGCAGGCUGUGGCAGACAUCAAGAGCAACUUCGCUCUGCUAGACCGCGCCGUCGCCCUCUUUGAUGCCAGAUUCUCCCUCCGAGCGUUGCGGUCCAUCUCGACCAUCCGCAAGCGCCUGACCCCCGAUAUCAUCGCCCAGGCCAUCGUCGAGACCUUCCCCGCGACCGUCACCUCCGGCAACGUUGCCAAGCAGCUCUUGAUCGCCGUAGGCCGCGAAAAUGUGCCCCUCGGCAAGUCCACCAGCCCCGAGAUGGAGGUCGACAACGAGCCCGCCAAAGCCAAGAAUGCCCCGAAGAAGGAGACCAAGGAUGUCAUCCCGGAGAUUGACAUCUUCCUCGGCAUCCUCAUCCAGGUGCACCUCUACGACUCGAGGCAGUUCCAGCGCGGAGCCGACUUCUCCAAGCAGCUUUCGGACCGCAUUCACACCCUCAACCGCCGCACAUUAGACUCCCUCUCCGCCAAGGUCUACUUCUAUUAUUCAAUGUUCUGCGAGAACCUCGCUCCCCAGGCCCCCUCUUCCCAGUCUCCGAUCGUCGCUAUCCGGCCGACUCUGCUAGCCGCCCUGCGCACCGCCGUGCUCCGCAAGGACAUUGACACGCAAGCUUCGGUCAUUGUGCUUCUGCUUCGCAGCUACCUGCUGACGUCCCACAUUGCGCAAGCCGAUUUGCUCGUUUCCCACACACAGUUCCCCGAGAACGCUGCCAACAACCAGGUCGCCCGCUUCCUAUACUACCUCGGACGUAUCCGCGCCAUCCAACUCCGAUACACCGAGGCACACGAGCACCUCACGGCCGCAACGAGAAAGGCGCCCUCCAGCGCCUGCGCCGUUGGCUUCUCCCAGACGGCCACCAAGCUUCUGUUGGUUGUUGAGCUGCUGAUGGGUGACAUCCCUGAGCGGUCCACCUUCCGCCAGCCCACUCUGGAGCUCUCUCUGCACCCGUACUUCCUCCUCGUCCAGGCCGUCCGCGUCGGCAAGGUCCAGAACUUUGAGACAAUCAUUGCGGACCACGCCGACACCUUCCGCCGGGAUGGCACCUACAGCCUGAUUCUGCGUCUGCGCCAGAACGUCAUCAAGACGGGUAUCCGCAUGAUGUCUCUCUCAUACUCCCGCAUCUCGCUCCGCGACAUCUGCAUCCGCCUCGACCUCGGUAGCGAAGAGUCGGCCGAGUACAUCGUCGCCAAGGCCAUUCGCGAUGGAGUUAUUGAGGCUACCCUCGACCGCGAGCAUGGUUACAUGAAGAGCAAGGAGGUCGGCGAUGUCUAUGCUACGCGGGAGCCCGGCGAAGCCUUUCACGACAGAAUCCGCGCGUGCUUGGCUCUGCACGACGAAAGUGUCAAGGCUAUGCGUUUCCCCAUGAACCAACACCGCCUCGAGUUGAAGAACGCCCAGGAAGCGCGCGAGCGCGAGCGCGAGAUGGCCAAGGAGAUACAGGACGGAGAUUUGGAUGAGGACGACCUCGGCGGCGACUUUGAGGGAAUGUAA
This is a messenger RNA of Colletotrichum higginsianum IMI 349063, 1737 nucleotides long. RefSeq names its product Proteasome regulatory particle subunit. The transcript is spliced from 3 exons. Gene Ontology annotation, molecular function: enzyme regulator activity. Lineage: Eukaryota; Fungi; Ascomycota; Sordariomycetes; Glomerellales; Glomerellaceae. Gene Ontology annotation, biological process: ubiquitin-dependent protein catabolic process; regulation of protein catabolic process. The record is from RefSeq and is a predicted model, not a curated record. Bases 1 to 1737 code for a protein of 578 amino acids. Gene Ontology annotation, cellular component: proteasome complex; proteasome regulatory particle, lid subcomplex.